Molecule: messenger RNA, 1653 nt
Organism: Manihot esculenta (cassava)
Lineage: Eukaryota; Viridiplantae; Streptophyta; Magnoliopsida; Malpighiales; Euphorbiaceae
Exons: 3
Coding region: 272-1231 (319 amino acids)
Source: RefSeq, a predicted model, not a curated record
CGCGUUAUACCAUCUUCUCCCUUAUCGACCUUUUCUUUUUUCUUUUAAAUAAAACAAUCCACGCAGUAGUACACAAACACAACAGCCAAUCGUCAGUUGACAGACAAACCCCAUAAUUCCCAUAAGGAAGUCUCCAUCACCCUCUCUACUCAAACUGCAAAAACCCAUUUUUUUAAUUAACUCGGGUGUAUGACAGCUGAUUUAAGAUUAUAGCGGCUGUGCUCUUCUUUUUUGGGGGGUUCGAUUGGGAAUUUUGACAAACACCACCAAGAUGCACGCCAAGACAGACUCCGAAGUCACCAGCCUCGCACCAUCUUCUCCCACUAGAUCUCCCCGCCGCCCGGUGUACUACGUACAGAGUCCAUCACGGGACUCUCAUGAUGGGGAGAAAACGGCCACAUCUUUCCAUUCCACCCCGGUGCUUAGCCCCGCCGGAUCUCCACCUCAUUCUCACUCUUCCGUUGGUCGCCACUCUCGUGAGUCCUCUUCCAGCAGGUUUUCUGGGUCGUUGAAACCCGGAUCCCGGAAGAUCAAUCCUAAUGAUGCGUCGAGAGGCGGUCAGGGAAAGGGACAGAAGCAAUGGAAGGAGUGUAUGGUGAUUGAAGAAGAGGGACUUCUGGAAGAUGAAGAGCGUGAAAGGGGUCUUCCUCGUCGCUGCUAUUUUCUUAUUUUUGUGUUGGGUUUCUUUGUUCUGUUUUCUAUGUUCUCUUUAAUUCUCUGGGGUGCCAGCAAGCCGCAGAAGCCCAAGAUUACAAUGAAGAGUAUAACCUUUGAGCAGUUCAGCAUCCAAGCGGGCUCAGAUUCCACAGGAGUAGCAACUGAUAUGAUCACAGUCAACUCCACAGUGAAGAUGAUCUAUCGUAACACAGGAACAUUUUUCGGAGUCCAUGUAACAUCUACACCUGUAGAUCUGUCCUAUUCUGAGAUCACCAUAGCCUCAGGAAACCUAAAGAAAUUUUACCAAUCAAGGAAAAGCCAAAGAUCAGUGGCAAUAUCUGUAAUGAGCAAUAAAAUCCCUCUGUAUGGAAGUGGAGCAGGUCUCAGCAGUUCAACGGGGACGGCUACAUUGCCAGUGCCACUGAAAUUGAACUUCAUUGUGAGAUCAAGAGCUAACGUUUUGGGAAAACUGGUUAAGCCCAAAUUCUACAAAAGAAUCGAAUGUGAUGUUACUUUUGAUGCAAAGAAGCUCAAUAGCCCAAUAUCGCUCAAGAAAUCUUGCACAUAUGAUUAGUUGAUGAUAUUAGCAGAGCAGCCGCAUCAAGAUGAUGAAUUUUACAUUUUUAAUUUUCCCCUUUAGUUAUUGUUUGUUUCUUUUCGUGGAAAUGAGAAACAGCUAAGCUAAGCGGGCAGCUUUGAAAGUGCAUGGGCAAGGAAUGGAAGGAAUAUGGUUUAGACUUUUUGGCUGCCCAAGUGCCCGUAGAGCGUGGAAACAGGCUGGAUUGAUUCGGUUGUGACAUGUGAUUGUGAGUGAUAACUUUUAUUUCAUUUCUUUUCAAUAUACAUUACAUAUAUUUUAUUUAUUAAUGUUAAAUAAGAAACUAUUUGCCAAAUUAGUAUCAUUUGACUUAUUCUUUGUGAAUUUGUACUUGUUAGUCUCAUCCAUGUAAUGUAAUGUAAUAAUAUCAUUCAUCAAGUUAUUAAAAUUUUCUGCAA